Molecule: messenger RNA, 4037 nt
Organism: Panonychus citri (citrus red mite)
Lineage: Eukaryota; Metazoa; Arthropoda; Arachnida; Trombidiformes; Tetranychidae
Product: recombining binding protein suppressor of hairless-like
Exons: 8
Coding region: 928-3390 (820 amino acids)
Biological process (GO): regulation of transcription by RNA polymerase II
Cellular component (GO): nucleus
Molecular function (GO): DNA-binding transcription activator activity, RNA polymerase II-specific; RNA polymerase II cis-regulatory region sequence-specific DNA binding
Source: RefSeq, a predicted model, not a curated record
AUUAACCAUCAUAGUAUCUCUCUCAUUUAUUAAUAGAAAUCAUUUUAUCCACUCCAAGCCCUUUGGUCAAUCUAAAUUUCCACCUCAAUCCAAUGAGUUCAACCUUUGGCCUGAAUCCUUUUUACCCUUUAACCUUUCACAUAACACUGAUCAUCUCCUCCUUCACCUCUCUUACCUCCUCCCAUUGUCAAGUUUAAUUAUCCACCUUCAUCCUCCCAUUUAAUGUUAAUCCAAACACUUUAGUGGUUAAUCAUGAUUCAAAUCAACAUUUAACUGAUCACUAACCUGUUUUUCCGUUACAAUUAAUAUUAAUUAUCAUCAUUAUUAUUAUCUCUCAAUUGAAUCAACCAAUUAUAACCAUCAAAUGUAUCACUUUGUAUUAAAUUGUGCUUUAAUGUAAACAAUUAAAACUAUAUAAUUGUCAAUCUUUAAUCUUCAUCAAUCUUUCAUCAAUCCCAAAUCUAAAUGUUUACUUAAUCAAUCUGACAAUUAGAUUAACAUCAACAACAAUUACAAAUGCAAAAUUUAAAUGUCAUUAUAAAUAAAUACCGUUGAAACUUGUAUGUUGGAUUCAAAGUGAACAAUUAAAACAAUGUAUCUUUUUAAAUUGUGAAUGAAUAAUCAAACAAUCAACUCUCAAAUUGUUCACAGCAAUUAAAUCAACAAUUUGAGUUUAAUUUCCUUUAUGAUUUUUCUUAUGUGUUGUUGUUGCGCAUUCAAUUGAUCAGCUGAUUGUCAAGCUUCACAACGAGAGGUUAGUUAAUUGUUAUUAACUAAAAACAUCAUCUUAAUCAUAUCAACCACUUAAACACUUUUGUUAUUGAUCAACAUUAUCAUCCUAAAUCAUCAAAGUUUAUAGAAAACUGAAAAACAGUAACAAUAAUCAAGAUCAUAUUGUGUUGAUCGUUAGACGAUAAUUUGAUUCUAAUGAUACCUAAUCAGGUUCACGGUUCACCAAGUCCUUUAUCGAAAUCUGGUUUACCGAAUGAUGGUGUUGAUGGUAAUGGAGGUGGUGGGGGUAAUAGCGACGAUGAUGGGACCAAUUUAACGAGAUCAAGUACGACAGGGACAAUAAUAACACCGAUGCCUUCACAGGUUAACAAAGGAAAGACAACAUCUCCAUUAGUUUCAGUAACUGCAUCAUCAACGACUGGAACAAUUUCUGGUGUAGUUGGUAGUUUCAACAGAGAAAUCAUGAGACAAUAUAUUCGUGAGCGUAAAGAGAUGAAAAUAGUUAUAUUACAUGCAAAGGUCGCCCAAAAAUCUUAUGGAAACGAGAAGCGAUUCUUUUGUCCACCUCCAUGUAUUUAUCUCUAUGGUCAAGGUUGGUCACAUAGACAACAGCAAAUGAUACAAGCUGGACAAUCAGAAUCAUCAACACAAAUUUGUGCCUUCAUCGGAAUCGGUAAUUCAGACCAAGAAAUGCAACAAUUAGAUUUCAAUGGAAAGAACUUUUGUGCAGCCAAAACUCUGUAUAUAAGUGAUUCAGAUAAACGAAAACAUUUCAUGUUAUCGGUGAAAAUGUUUUAUGCAAAUGCCGACGAUAUUGGUGUUUUCUAUUCCAAACGGAUUAAGGUCAUUUCCAAACCCUCCAAGAAGAAACAAUCACUUAAGAAUGCAGAUUUGUGUAUAGCAUCGGGAACAAAAGUAGCCUUGUUCAAUCGACUUCGAUCUCAAACAGUCUCAACUCGUUAUCUUCAUGUUGAAAACAAUAAUUUUCAUGCGAGUUCAUCUCAAUGGGGAGCAUUUACAAUUCAUUUACUUGAUGACAACGAAUCGGAAUCUGAGGAAUUCACAGUUCGAGAUGGUUAUAUUCAUUAUGGAUCAACGGUGAAACUUGUUUGCUCCGUGACUGGAAUGGCCUUACCAAGAUUGGUAAUUCGUAAGGUAGACAAGCAAAAUGCUCUAUUAGAUGCCGAUGAUCCAGUUUCCCAAUUACAUAAAUGUGCCUUUUACAUGAAAGAUACCGAGAGAAUGUAUCUCUGUUUAUCUCAGGAAAGGAUAAUCCAAUUCCAGGCAACACCCUGUCCAAAGGAACCAAACAAAGAAGUGAUCACCGAUGGUGCUUCAUGGACAAUAAUUAGCACCGAUAAAGCUGAAUACACUUUUACCCAUGGGAAUGGCCUUACAGAUCAAAUUGGAACAAUCAACUCAACAGGUCCAGUUAGUCCAGUUCCAAUUGUAAAUAACCUUAAUCUUAACGGUGGAGGUGAAGUUGCCAUGUUGGAAUUGACUGGCGAAAAUUUUACCGAAAAUUUGAAAGUUUGGUUUGCAGACGUGGAAACGGAAACGUUUUUCAGAUGUCAAGAGAGUAUUUUAUGUGUGGUACCUCAGGCAUCAGAAUUUCGUGAAGAAUAUGAAUGGAUUCGUCAUCCAACCCAAGUACCAAUUUCUUUGGUUCGUGAAGAUGGGAUAAUCUAUGCAACCGGAUUAACUUUCACUUAUACACCUGAACCUGGUCCUAGGCAAUCAUGUCCUUCUGAACUGGACACAAUUAACAAUGUUGAUUCAAUUGUUAGACCAGUAAAUCAAUCGGAAUAUUCUGGACAUUCACCAUCUCAUCAACAGCAGCAGCAUCACAAUACUCAUAACCAUCAUCAUCAAGUUCACCAUCAACAACAACAACAACAAUUACAUCAAAAUAUUCAACAUUCUCCUCAUACUCAACAUGGUUAUCAAUUGAAUCAAUUGGAUUCUCAUGAUCAUCAUCAAUCUCAACCACAACCACAGCAUCAACAUCAUCUUAACCAUUCCCAUCAAUCAACAAUCGCUCACCCUGGUUCACCUCCAUCCCUUGUGCACCAAGUCCAAAACUGUCUUGAGAAUACAUUUAAUGGGCAUCUCUACCUAUUGGAUCAACAACAACAACAACAAGCCCAACAUUCAACUGCUCAACUUCAAUCUUCAUCAUCUUCAUCAUCAUCAUCAUCGACAACAUCAUCUGAUCAUGCAAAUCAUCAAAACAAUCAGCAACAAUCAAAUCAUUUACUAUCAACUACUGAUCACCAAAGAGCUCAACAACAACAACAAUCGGAACAAUCAAUUAUUGAUUCAUCUUCAUCCAAUCAACAUUUUCAUCAUCAGUCAUCUUUACCCUCCCCACCUCCUCUGUUAACCCACCAUCCGCAUCCUCAUCCUCAUCACUCACCUAAUCAUAUUGUAAAUCAUCAUCAUUCAUCUUCACACCAUUUUGCAAUGAUGUCUCGAUUUUCAGGUGAUAAUAAUUUAAGAUCUGAUGUUCUAAAUCAUUCCAAUUCUAAUCAUCAGCAUUUUCAAAAAACUAAUUAUCGAUCUCAUCCUUACUUUGUACCCGGACACGGAAAUCACUCUUCGCCCUCUCAUCAUCAUCAUCAUCAUCAUCACUCUCAUCCACAUUUACAAGCACUUUAAUGAAUUGAACGGUUGAUUGUCUGCAUACAUAUCGAUAAAAUAAUCAAAUAAUUAGACUGAAAACAAAUCAUAUGUUUAUUAUCAAUCGUCUUUCAUCAAUUUUAUCACAUUAAUACUCACCAAUAAUUCAACAAUUAACAAAAUCACACAACUUAUUAGCUAAUUUUCACAAUUUAUCUGCAUAUCUUUUCAAUUUAACAACAGAGCAAAAAUAUAAAUCAAAUCAUGUUCUACCCUUUAAAUUGUUAUCAAUUAACUCUGUAAUCAACAAUAUUUAAUUAUCAUAUAUAAAUCAUCAUUAAGGAUCACAGGGAAAUCUGAAUACCUAUGGAAAAAAUCAAAGUGGAAUCGAAAAAGAUUAUCAUGAUUAUCAACGUAAAAGUUGAUCAACUAUCGGCACAAUUUAAACCACAAUGCAAAUUAUCGUCUUAAUCAUCACGAAAAAAAAAGAUCAAUUGUACUUAACAAUUUAACGAAUUGCAAAAAUCACUUCUUUUAAUUAUUCCUGUGAUAUUGAACCACAAAUAACAUUUUUCUGUUCUAAUCUUUAAUUGUUCCCAAUUGUAAUAAGAGAAAAAAGUUCCAAUCAACCAAGACAAUCUCAUCUAAAUUUCAAUUCCAAUAAAAUCAUUUAUCUCUUUCCUCAA